CGACCCUGUCGUGCCGCGCAAUUGGCCUGCUAUCGAUGCAAUUGUUGCUGGAAUCUCUGUCACUGCAAUUUAUCAGUGCUCGUGAGUUCCCACGUAUUUGGCGACACCACCAAGCUGACAGGUUUUGGUAUCUUGGCUUGACCGUUCCGGUAGAUGGUGAGUUGGAUGGGGAUGUUGUGCAUCAUAUAUGUGAGUCUUUCACGUCAGGCCCCCAUCAUGCCACCGACAUAACAAGGGAGGCUAUACGUGAGGGAGCUGAUGCGGUGAUUGCUGUUGGUGGUGAUGGAACGCUACACGAGCUCAUUCCGUUGGGAACUGGGUCAGACUUUGCCAGAACAUUAAGAUGGAAAAAUGGUCCUCAUGAUGCUAUCGAAUGCCUGGUUGAAGCGCGUUCAUCAGGAAGAAAAUCUAGGGUUGAUGUUGGGUUUAUCAGAGGAGAGAGUGGAGAACCACAUUACUUCAUCAACAUUGCUGAUAUUCAUUUAAGUGCAAAGGCUGGUAGUCAUGCAUCAAAGUACAAGAAAUUCGGAAACUUGUGCUAUGUUAUUGGUGCCUUGCAGGCUUUUUUUGGACACCGCAACCAUGAUCUUAGGAUCAAGGUUGAUGAUGGUGAGUGGGAAGUAUAUCCACAAGUGACUGCUCUAUGCAUAGGGAAUGCAAAAUACUUUGGGGGAGGAAUGAAAAUCACACCCAAUGCUAGCCCAACAAGUGGUAAUUUUGAGGUUGUUACUUUUCAGAAUUUCAAAUGGUAUGAUUUCAUCCUCAUACUACAUAAGCUGUACAAUGGAACACACCUAUCCGUCAAAAAUGUAAAUUCCAGAAGUGCUCGUUCAGUCGAAGUUGAGGAGGCGGGUAGCAGCGGCAGGAGUAUUUAUGUCCAGUGUGAUGGGGAGGUUUUGGGGUUCCUACCCAUGAAGCUUCACAUAUUACCGGGUGCCAUUGAAAUGAUAUGCUAAUGAUGAUGAAACACAGCACCUGCUGCACCAGCUUAUGAUGAAACUUGUUGAUUUCUUCAGCAUCCUAUCUAUAAGAAAGGCUGUAAUUUUCU
Messenger RNA from Cuscuta campestris, 1048 nucleotides. NCBI's taxonomy places the organism in Eukaryota, Viridiplantae, Streptophyta, Magnoliopsida, Solanales, Convolvulaceae. The record is from the annotation of a GenBank genome assembly.